AUGGCCGGCUCGGCGGAGAUGAGAAAAACCGGCACCGGCUCCAAGAAGGGCAGCGGAGGCGUCUCAAAGAGAAGGGUAAGUUUUUUGGAAUUUUCAAAUAAUAUAGCCUCUGGAUCUUCCUUUAAAAAUGAUUUUUAAAUUCUUAAAAGAGCAUACAGCGAGGGACCGGAUCCAGUGGCAAAAAACGUCUCAUUUUGCAUCCAGGAAGGGACCAAAAUGUCGCCAAACCCUUCCCUUCUCUAGCUAAAAAAACUCUGGUUUAAAAAGCGCGCCCUUACCUUCAAGAAGGGAGCAAAACGAGGCGUUUUUUGCCACUGGAUCCGGUCCCUCACUGUAGAAAAAAGUUUGAACUAACAAGGGAAGUACCCCAAGUGCAAUGACCCGAUUUUCUUUAGAUUUUGCCCACAUGUCAGGCAUGAACUAAAUAUCAAUUCCAAAAAGUUUUAGCUCGCGCUUUGCAAGCGCCGCCGAGAUAUCAAACGAUUUUUGCCGCCGAGAGAGACUGCUAACCGCGGAGAGCGGUCAGAGAGAAAAGCACUUUUUGGCCAUAACUUUGCUAGUUUUGUGCGGAAAAAAUUGAUUUUUUUGUGGAAAGAUUACCCUCUAUGGUAGAAAUAGGCAUGAAACUUUUCGUGCCAAAAUUCAGGAAAAAGUCUCACAUUUUUUCCGACUUUCGGUCUAAAAAUCUCGGUUGUUUCUGCAAAGCGCGAGCUAGGAUCCUCGCAUAUUUUUCGAAGAAAUGAUUCUAAAAUUGAGCCAAGUUUCAUCAAAAUCUGAGCGUCGCACUUGGGGUACUUUCCCUGUAAGAUUCAUGUCAAUUUUAUAUUACUUUAGGGUCCAAGACCAGUGCCCGAAAAGCAAAGUAAGGGUCCUCCUAUGGCUAAUAGCAGGAAAAUAAGGCCCGAUCGGAGGAGUGGCACCAAAACCGAGAAGACUUGUAAGGUAGGCUGAGAUGUUCAAAAUUGAUUUUUAUCGAAUAUAUUGCCUAUUUUAUACAUAUACAUACAUAUAUUUAAUCAUCAUUUUUUAGACCGAAGAUGAGGCUGGAAAGGAAAAAGAGAAAGAUAAGAAAAAGAAGGAGAGUGAAGAGGCGAAGGAUACGAAGGAAACGAAAGAUGCGAAGGAUUCCAAAGAUAUCAAAGAGCUCAAGGAGGACAAAGAAGCCAGAGAUCAGAAAGGGCCCGGAAAAGAUUUCAAGACCUCUGGAAAAGAUUUUAAGACCUCUGGAAAGGAUUUCAAAGACAAGCCAUCCCGCAAGGACCCUAAACUCACAAAGCCUUAUAAGAAAACUAAAAGGCCCAAGGAUAACAACGAUAAGCCCAAGACCGAUGGUGCGGUCACCGCUCAUUGCACUUGCCCUUCCAGCACCUCCUGUACUUGCGGAAGUCAAACGGCUUCUGAUGCAUCCGCUGGGAAGUUGAAGAAGAGCGAAGUCCCGCAAACCCCGCCGCUUCCAAUGGCGUAGGUUUGAGGGUUGGUUACAGUGACGGACCUGACCCAGUGGCAAAAAACGUACCAUUUUGCAUUCGGAAGGUAUCAAAAAUGUGGCAAAAUGCCUCCUUCUAUAACUAAAAACCCAUAGAAAUCAGUUUUUCCACUUGAAGAGGGAGCUAUUUUGCAACAUUUUUGAUGCUUCCCGGAUGCUAAAAAGUACAUUUUUUGCCACUGGAUCAAAUCCGUCACUGUAUAUUGUAGUAGGUAUCGGAUGGGAAAAAUCUUUAAAAAAAAGUUAGGAUAUGAGCUCAAGGUGUUUUCUAAAGGCUAAAUGGGAUAUUCUGAGGAGAAUCAGAAGAAAAAAAAAUCAAAAUUUAGGAUAUAUCACCUUAUGUUAGACUAGAUAUCAAUUGACAUCUAAAGGCGAAUAUAUCCCCAAAUUUUUGUCGUAGCCGUCCAAAACGGAAGAAAAUUGCUUGUCAGGCCAUUUAAAGUAUAAUGAUGACAUUUCCAUUUCAGCGACGAUGACAUGGCGCCCACUGAAUACGAAUCGGUCGAAAACUCACGUCCAUUCGUUUCGUCUGUCCCGAAGCGGAAAAUCAGCUUCAGCGAGGAGGACGAAUUCCAGAAACAGUUACAGGAGGCCUAUGACAACGAGAAAACGGCCCGGGAACCUUCAGAAAGCGAAAAGCCGCCAGCCAUUUCCUGCUAUUUCAAUGUCUACCCUGCCUAUGGACUUUGA
Bursaphelenchus xylophilus (pine wood nematode) is the source of this 2176-nucleotide messenger RNA. NCBI's taxonomy places the organism in Eukaryota, Metazoa, Nematoda, Chromadorea, Rhabditida, Aphelenchoididae. The record is from the annotation of a GenBank genome assembly.